AGAUUGUCGACCCGCACGCGAGGUAUUGCCCAGGUCACACGAUGUCCCACACUGGCGGAGGGAGCUCUCCGAGCUCGCCUUGCGGAGCAUGUAGAUUAUUUCGAUGGAAGUGCACGGCCGAGUGCGUAUUCGCACCUUACUUUCCUGCAGCGGAGGCUUUGAAGUUUGCGUAUGUACACGAAAUUUUCAAGGCCAGCAAAGUCAUCAAGAUAUUGCACGACUUGCCAGAAUCGAUCCGAGCAGAUGCGAUGACUUUGUUGGCUUUCGACGCCGAGGCGAGAAUGAAGGAGCAUGGAUGGAUGUUUCACGGAUGUGCGUUGCAUAGAAGAACUAUGGAGUUGCAAGAAGAAGUUCCGGAACUGAGGGAGCAAAUAAACUAUUUCGAGGAUAGGGAGCAGAGGAGAAUCAGUCAGGGGUCAAGUGAAUGUUCAUGUCAGGAUGUCUACAUCGCCGAGAUCUGACGCUACUUGUCAUCACUGGGAGGUCGAGGUGCUCAGCUGGAGAAAACCUGAGCGAGACUCAAAAGCAAAGCUGGAGCGUGGAAAUUGAUGUCGAUCUGGCGGUCACAGAGGUUGGGAGAAAACGUAUUGAAAAUCGAUUGAACUUGUCCAUAUGUUAAAGGUUCUAGCACCUUUUUUUUAUUCAAUUCUGUCUCAAUUAUUUACUAAGGGGACGUUCUCAUGUUUGGUAUCUGUGGGAUUGAAGAUUGUAGGUUACUCCAUGUUUUAUUGUA
Messenger RNA from Marchantia polymorpha subsp. ruderalis, 733 nucleotides. NCBI's taxonomy places the organism in Eukaryota, Viridiplantae, Streptophyta, Marchantiopsida, Marchantiales, Marchantiaceae. The record is from the annotation of a GenBank genome assembly.